AUGGCUUCUGCCUCUUGGAAUAACUUCCACAUAGGAAAGGAUUGCGGACACACAAAAUGGUCUAGGAAAAUUGCUCCUAAGAUGACUGUCUCGUCCGGCCAGAUCGUGACCUUUGACGCCGUUGAUAGCAGCAAUGGCCAACUUACAAGGACAUCCGACGCCUCAUCAAUUACGACACUAGACCUCAGUAGCUGCAAUCCUGUCUUUGGUCCAAUCUAUGUGCAAGAUGCCCAGCCCAGUGACAUGAUCAAAGUCGACAUCCUGAACCUGGAGGUAGCCGACUGGGGUUGGUCGGCCAUCAUCCCUGGCUUCGGAUUGCUUGCCGAUGAAUUUCUAGAGCCCGAGAUCAAGAUCUGGUCCCUCGAUCGGGAGAAGGGCUACGCUCAAUUCAAGGAUAUUCGGGUUCCUCUUCGCCCUUUCCUAGGCUGUAUGGGUCUGGCACCCGGUAACGACGAAGAACUAUCGACUAUCCCACCCACUCACGCCGGCGGAAACAUGGAUUGCCGAGAACUUAGCGUCGGCUCUUCGGUCUACCUCCCCGUUCAGACAGCUGGAGGCCUCUUCAGUUGUGGUGAUGGCCACGCUGCCCAAGGCCACGGUGAGGUCUGCGGCACUGCCAUCGAAACGCCCAUCCGAGCUACUCUUCGCUUCGAGCUCUGCAAGAACCAACCCUGGGUCACUACACCGCAAUACCAGACCCCUCCUCGAUCACAAAUACCCAACCCUCUUCCAGACCUUGGAACCUAUGGUGUCUUGGGAAUCGCUCCAGAUCUAUUCCAGGCUGCUAAGAGUGCUACCAGGAAUCUCGUCCAAUGGCUAGUCUCGGUCAAGGGACUUACUCGUAGCGAGGCUUAUAUCCUUGCUAGUGUUGUCGGCGACUUACAAAUCGUUGAAAUUGUCAACGUACCCAACUUUGAGGUGUCUAUGAGUGUUCCACUGGGUAUUUUUUAG
Penicillium taxi is the source of this 951-nucleotide messenger RNA. Its product is annotated as acetamidase/formamidase family protein. Gene Ontology annotation, molecular function: hydrolase activity, acting on carbon-nitrogen (but not peptide) bonds, in linear amides. The record is from RefSeq and is a predicted model, not a curated record. Lineage: Eukaryota; Fungi; Ascomycota; Eurotiomycetes; Eurotiales; Aspergillaceae. The transcript has a single exon. Bases 1 to 951 code for a protein of 316 amino acids.